AUGGCAAGCUCUGAGCAUGCGGAGGCAAGGCCCAGUCUCUCACUUCCCCACGGCAGAGGCCAGAAUCUGCCCGCCAAACACAAACAGGGCAAACUGCGGGACCAGGUUGGUGACGAAGGCCAGGCCCGCCACCCCCAGGAAGGCUAUUUGCUGGAGGGGCAGCUUGCCCUCGCGCAGCCCCUGCACCAGCUGCCACCCAGCUCCCCCGGCAAAGGCCGCCACGGCCCAGUGGAAGCCGAAGCCGGAGUAGAUGGCAAACGCGAGGGUGGGCAGCCAGAGCAGGGUGGGACCCUGUGA
Molecule: messenger RNA, 297 nt
Organism: Auxenochlorella protothecoides
Lineage: Eukaryota; Viridiplantae; Chlorophyta; Trebouxiophyceae; Chlorellales; Chlorellaceae
Exons: 1
Coding region: 1-297 (98 amino acids)
Source: RefSeq, a predicted model, not a curated record